This is a messenger RNA of Aspergillus fischeri NRRL 181, 561 nucleotides long. RefSeq lists its product as uncharacterized. Bases 1 to 561 code for a protein of 186 amino acids. The record is from RefSeq and is a predicted model, not a curated record. The transcript is spliced from 2 exons. NCBI's taxonomy places the organism in Eukaryota, Fungi, Ascomycota, Eurotiomycetes, Eurotiales, Aspergillaceae.
AUGCAGCCAGAGCCUUUCGCUAUGCUAUCCCUAUCGGAAGCUCACAACCAGUCUUCUACUCGUCAAACCUUCUUCCAUCAUCCAGUUUCUCUCUUCAGUUCCAUCAAGACCUUAGCACCGCCUGAUCUCAUCACCAAUAUGCAGCUCUCUUACCUUCUGGCUCUCCUUGGAGCUUCAAGGAUUGCCUGGGCCGUCCCUGUCGCAAACAAUGACCAAGUCGAGUCAGCCUCUGGCGAUCUUGAAGAACGCUUCUACUACACCCAUUACGACCCCAAGAAGCGUGAUGAAGAGCUCGAGAAGCGGUUCUACUACACCAAAUACGACCUUGAGAAGCGUGAUGGAGAUGUCGACAAGCGGUUCUUCUACACCCAUUACGACCCAAAGAAGCGUGAUGAAGAGCUCGAGAAGCGGUUCUACUACACCAAAUACGACCUUGAGAAGCGUGAUGAAGAUCUCGACAAGCGGUUCUUCUACACCCAUUACGACCCAAAGAAGCGUGAUGAAGAUCUGGAGAAGCGAUUCUACUACACCAAAUACGACCUUGAGAAGCGUGAUGAGUGA